Messenger RNA from Chara braunii, 2465 nucleotides. NCBI's taxonomy places the organism in Eukaryota, Viridiplantae, Streptophyta, Charophyceae, Charales, Characeae. The record is from the annotation of a GenBank genome assembly.
CUUUAUGUGAGACACAGCAGAACAGGUUCUUGCCAGUGAGUACAGAGGGCGGGGCAGACUCGCGCCAUGUUUUCGAUUGAAUGCGGGCGCAAUGUCGGUCGGAGGCAUCGACUGAACUCCUGCUGCCGUGAGUGUCCCGGCCUCAAGUGGAAAAUUGGCCACGUGCACAUAGACGCAUCUUCUCUCCGUAGACGUGUGCGUGUCUUUCAGUGGUGAAUUCUAGGAAUGACACGUGGCACGCGUCGAGCAUGGAGAGGGAUUGCCAUCGGCUGUCUCACAGCCGCUCUGCUUAGAGUGGUUUUUGAAGAGCGGGAACACGCUUCAGAGGCGAAGCGGGCGGAAGGGCGGGGACGGGGGCGGAAGGCAGUGCGCAAGGGCGGCUGUUGUCGCGCAUGCGCGGGCGUCUUCUUCUGUCGCACUCUGAUUAGCGGCACAUGUAGCGCAUAGAGCACGCGCCACGCCGGCACGUCGUUGCUUGAUGGCCAUUGCCGUAGGUGAUAGGUCGAGAGAACAGGGUGUUUGAUAGUUUGUUUGAGCCUUUUUGUUCUCUCUCUCUCUCUCUGUGUAGCGUUUGAUUGAUUGCUUGGAUGAUUGGUUGAUUGAUUAUUGUGUGAUUAGUCAAUUGAUUGAUUUUUGUUGAUAGAUAGGUCGCGGCUUUCAAUGGAUUGGAAGGUCUCGGUAAGGCGUACAGAUCUUCCGUCCAUAGUCUUGCCUUGGAUUCUGAUUCCUGGCUCGUUCUCGGUUUUCGUUGUGGCGGUACGAGCGUGGAGUGAGAAGGCAUUUGUUGACGGCAUCAUUUAUGUGGCCUUUCCCGCCAUUGGCUGGCAUCUUCUGGCCACGUGGUUGCGGUCGAUCGUAUAUCGCCCGCCAUUUGGUCCGAGCUUCAUUUUGGCGGGAAUCACAACGACGUAUCUGAGUUACUUGUACUGGAUAAGAGAAGUGGUUGGCGCGCUUUCCGACGUGGCAUUCCAUCUGCUCGUUCUUGUGACAACGGGAUCGCUAAUUUGCGUUAUCCGUAGCGAUCCCGGUCUCGUUCUUACUUCUCGAGCAAGUAAGGAAUUGGAUAUGGAGAUGGGGAUGACGGUGAGAGUAUUAAGAGACGACGAAGAGAGCAGUGUAGAACUAGCACAAUCGACCGAGAGUGGUGGGAAAGGAGGAGGAAGAGGAGGAGGAGGAGGAAGAGGGCUGAACGAGAUGGAAGACGGAAAAGCGAGACAUGUGGUACGUUGGGGAGAGCGAGAAGAAGAAGAACAAGACGAGGACGAUGAGGGCGAUGAAGUCUACGACAAGGAGGAGAAAGAAAAAAAGGAAGAAGAAGAAGAAGAAGAAGAAGAAGAAGAAGAAGAAGAAGAAGAAGACGAAGGAGAGGUUACAGAACAAAGAGGAUCGAAAGAGGCCAAGUCUUUGCCAUCGCUACUAGCGACGGUGAUUUCCAAGGACAAGAGAGGUGAAGGUGUUUUGUCCCAGCCCCUUCUUCCUCUCAGGGGGCAAAGGGGGGAAGCAGGAGGAGGAGGAGGAGGAGGAGGAGGAGGAGGAAGAAGAGGAAGAAGAGGAGGAGGAAGAGGUUCAGUCAAUCAGAGGAAACAGGAUCGUGACGACUUGUUUUUCUCGCUGACGUCAUCAGGAGGGUAUGAAGAAGAGAGAUCUCCUACCUCUCCUACCUCUCCUACCUCUCCUCCUCCUCCUCCUCCUCCUCCUGUUCCCCCAUUGGAUCUGUCUUCCUCUGCCAUCUCCCCCUUCUCCCUCUCCUCCUAUUGCCGCACGUGCAAUAUCGAUCGCCCACCUCGAUCUAAACAUUGUGCCAAGUGUCGCGUCUGCGUUUAUCGCUUUGAUCAUCACUGUCCAGCUGUCAAUAACUGCAUUGGUCGGAAUAACCAUCCUCUGUUUCUGUUCCUUCUCUUGGUGUUCAUUCUUGGGCACGUUUUCACUGUGGUGAAAGUGUGUGAAUGUCUCCGGGUAAAAGGCGUUUUUACUCUUGAGGUUGAGCCUGCUGGUCUCCACGAAGAAGGAAACUACGACAGUCAUGGGCCCGGCCUGAUCCCAUCUGCUCUUCGUGAAGAUAGUUUUUUCUAUCCGUUGGAAAAACUUUUAGUUCUUGCAUGUCGUGUCAUCCUCACUCACCCUUGGCUAGUCUGUGUUUUACUAUUCAAUCUCUUCAAUAGCUUAUGGAUGACACCCUUCUUUUCCUUUCACCUUUAUUGUAUAAGUGUCAACAUCACAACCAACGAAUUUGUAAAUUGGGAAAAAUACCCUGCCAUGUAUGUGGAGACCCCCCCCUUGCCUGGAAGACCCUUUGCGGGAAGGGAAUUUCGGAAUCCUUAUAAUAAAGGGUUUUUUAGAAACUGGUACUCGUUUAUUCAAGGAGAAGACUUUCUUUCCUAAAUAGGAAGGAAGGGAAGGGAAGGAAGGGAAGGAAGGAAGGGAAGGAAGGAUAUGGAUGGAUAUGGAUGGAUGGAUGGAAACGG